AUGGAGGCGAUGGCGGCGGGCGCCAUCCUCAGCGAGCACAAGGGGCGGGUCAUGUCGCUGGACUUCAACGGGUCUGGAGAGCUCAUGCUGAGCACGGGCGAGGACGACCGGCUCUGCGUUUACUCGUGCCAGAGCGGCCAGCUGCAGCGCGCGGUGCAGAGCCCCCGAUACGGCGUGGGCAUCGCCCGCUUCACGCACGACCCGCUCUCCGUCAUCUGUGCCUCGCGCGCCGGCGAGGCGGGCGGCGAGGGCGCGCACGCGAUUCGGUACCACUCGCUGCACGACAACACCUACCUGCGCUUCUUCACCGGCCACACGGCGCCGGUGCUCUCGCUGAGCGUCUCUCCAAAGGACGACGUCUUUGCUUCGGCGGCGGCGGACGAGACGAUGCGGACAUGGGACCUGCGCGUGCCCGGCUGCCUGGGCGUCCUCCGCUUCCCCGGCAGCGGGCGCCGGCCAGCGGUCUCCUUUGACCCCGAGGGGCUUGUGCUCGCCGCGGGCGUGGGCGGCAACCAGGUCAAGCUCUUCGACCUGCGGUUUGCCUCUAAGGGGCCGUUUGCAACCUUUUCGGUGCCGGGCGAGCCUCGCGACUUUGCGUCCAUCUGCUUCAACUUUGACGGCAAGCUGAUGCUGGUCGGCACCGCGCAGGGCGCCGCCGUCAGCAUCGACGCCUUCAAGGGCACCGAGCUCCAGACCUUUCGCGGGCACGCCAACAAGAUGGGGCUGCCGCUCGAGGCGUGCUUCAGCGCGGACGGCGCGCAGGUGAUGAGCGGGUCGGAGGACGGCAAGAUCUGGCGCUGGCGCACGCACGACGCCUCGCUGGUUGCGGCGCAGGCGGGCCACCGCGGCCCCGUCACCUCCGUCAAGUGCAACCCGACGCGGCAGCUCGUGGCGAGCGCCGGCGAGGAGGUCUGCCUGUGGCUGCCUGCUUAG
This is a messenger RNA of Emiliania huxleyi CCMP1516, 933 nucleotides long. RefSeq lists its product as hypothetical. The transcript is spliced from 2 exons. The record is from RefSeq and is a predicted model, not a curated record. Bases 1 to 933 code for a protein of 310 amino acids. Lineage: Eukaryota; Haptophyta; Isochrysidales; Noelaerhabdaceae. Gene Ontology annotation, cellular component: Set1C/COMPASS complex. Gene Ontology annotation, molecular function: protein binding; chromatin binding.